GGUCUGAAGGUGAAGUCACUGAAGUUAUGAUAACAUUGAAUAAUAAUUGUGUGUAAAAUUCUUGCAUUUAUAUUGAAAAAGAUAACAUUCAUUAUGUUUACUCUACACAACCAACUGGAGUUACGAAGGGUGACAAUAUCUAGUCUAAUAACAUGUAUCUACUUACCCAGCAUAGUUACAGUGAUAUCAUACAAGGGCUUACUUUACUCCGUGGGGAACGGAUCUUCAUUCUACAUUUUGGUCCUCAUUUUCGUCGCUGAACUGCUGAAAUCAUUCUACCUAAACUCGACCAACGAUAUCUUAGCGAAGAAAGCUAAAGUGAGCAAGAAUAGAGCGGGCGAUAUGUUGAAAGGAUUUGGCUUCCUUUUAGGGGUUAUGUUCUGUUUUUUCAUUGGAAUAAUUUUAUUUGGAGCUCCAGUGUUGCAUUGUCAUGAGGAGACGCUAAUGUUGUCGAGUUUGCUGACGCUUUUGACGGUGUUUCCGUUGGUCGCGCACACGGGAGUGGAGACAUCAAUGCAGUUGUUGUUUGGAGUGAAGAACUUUGCUAAAGACAGUGUGUUGGAGAUGUUAGUGAACAACGCGCUCCUGACGGUGUGCGGCGCGUGGCUGGGCGCAGUGGUGAUACCUCUGGACUGGAACACACCCUGGCAGGUGUGGCCCAUCCCCUGCUACCUGGGAGCUAUUGGGGGCUACCUGCUCUCAAAUGUUCUCAACGUCUUGAAAGUCGCGUUACUGAGUGCUGCACAAAAAUACCCAUCACUGAACUUUCUUGUAAAUAUUUUAAACAAAGUUCAUUUGAAGUAAA
Messenger RNA from Cydia splendana, 805 nucleotides. It is a transcript of the gene PIG-F, whose product is annotated as phosphatidylinositol-glycan biosynthesis class F protein. The transcript has a single exon. The record is from RefSeq and is a predicted model, not a curated record. Gene Ontology annotation, biological process: GPI anchor biosynthetic process. Gene Ontology annotation, cellular component: endoplasmic reticulum membrane. NCBI's taxonomy places the organism in Eukaryota, Metazoa, Arthropoda, Insecta, Lepidoptera, Tortricidae. Bases 94 to 804 code for a protein of 236 amino acids.